Pungitius pungitius (ninespine stickleback) is the source of this 3565-nucleotide messenger RNA. RefSeq names its product potassium channel, subfamily K, member 5a (gene kcnk5a). Gene Ontology annotation, cellular component: plasma membrane. The coding region runs from base 292 to 1869 and encodes 525 amino acids. Gene Ontology annotation, molecular function: outward rectifier potassium channel activity; potassium ion leak channel activity. The record is from RefSeq and is a predicted model, not a curated record. The transcript is spliced from 5 exons. Gene Ontology annotation, biological process: stabilization of membrane potential; potassium ion transmembrane transport. Lineage: Eukaryota; Metazoa; Chordata; Actinopteri; Perciformes; Gasterosteidae.
ACUUUAGCACGCAGUGUUUCUCGGGCUGUGCACGUGGAGGGACACUACUGCCGCUGCCGCUCGCGCCCCUUCUCUCGUGACUUGUUAGAAACGUGUUAUGUCUCGAGCCCGGUGCUGUCAUCCGCGGCGCUUUUCACGCACUUCCCAGAGCCGUCGCGCGACCGGAGAAACGUUCGGUGAACCGUGCAGAGAGAGCCGCGCAACUCGGAGUACUGUUGUUAUCUCCCCCACGUCCCCCCCUCCCCCUCCUCCCUGUGCCGCGCUCUCAGGGUCGAGUCAUUGUACAUAAGUAUGGUAGAUAAAGGCCCCUUGUUGACAUCUGCCAUUAUUUUUUACCUGUCCAUUGGGGCAGCAAUUUUUCAAGUCUUGGAGGAGCCCAACUGGAAGGCGGCUGCGAAGCAGUAUAGUGACCAGAAGGAUACGAUACUUAAGGACUACCCCUGUCUGACGGAAGAUGAUUUGGACAAAAUAUUAGAGGUGGUGUCUGAUGCUGCAGGCCAAGGGGUCACCAUAACUGGCAGCAAGACCUUCAACAACUGGAACUGGCCAAAUGCUGUUAUCUUUGCCGCCACUGUCAUCACCACCAUCGGGUAUGGGAACAUUGCCCCGAAAACAUCAGCAGGCCGUGUAUUCUGCAUCUUCUUCGGCCUGUUUGGUGUGCCGUUGUGUCUUUCCUGGAUCAGUGAGCUGGGAAAGUUCUUUGGUGGAAGAGCCAAGCACCUGGGCCAGUAUCUAACCAAGAAAGGAUUCUCACUGAGAAAGGCUCAAUUCACCUGCACAGCUAUAUUUCUCCUCUGGGGUGUACUGGUGCAUUUAGUCCUUCCACCAUUUGUCUUUAUGUCACAAGAAGGUUGGACGUAUAUAGAAGGCUUGUACUUCUCCUUUGUCACUUUGACCACGAUUGGUUUUGGAGACUUGGUGGCAGGUGUAGAACCAAAUAAAGAAUACCCAACUCUGUACCGGUAUUUUGUGGAAGUGUGGAUUUAUCUGGGGUUGGCCUGGCUUUCUUUGUUCUUCAACUGGAAGGUGCGGAUGGUGAUUGAGGCACACAAGGCACUGAAGAAGCGCCGAAGGCUGCGCAAGCUAUCUCUUGAUGAACUGCGGCACUACAAGGAGUCUCACAAGGCUGCACUUCGUCAGCCACCCACUCCCAAUGACGUCAACAUCUUCAGCUUCCUUUCCAAGAAGAAGGAGGGCUACAAUGACUUGAUCAAACAGAUCGGCCCCAAAAAAGAUGGCGGGAACAACGGCAUCGAAGCCAACACCCUAAUUAAAUCCAAAGCGACGGUCCGUUCAAAGAGCUGCAAUGAUGCUCCUAAUUUGAACAGCCACACCAUCCUUAGUCUGGACCGAUCGCCGCGCCAAAAGAGGCGCUAUAGUUUCAGUGACCGAGUGACUGUUGCUUUUUCCAAGUCCAAGAACUACCUCCUUGGAUCAGAUAAUGGUUUGCUACUAACAGAAGACCAAGUUGAAGGUGACUUGGACCUCAACCAGGGCCGAAUGUACGAGAACCAGCUGGACAAGGACGUAGACCUGAAGGACGGAGAGGGGGGGGAUUGUGAAGCAGGCGGUCGAAGGACAUGGGACUCAAAGGAGUUCCUCCCCCUAACAUUUAAAAAUGCAAAUAUUACUUUUAUAGACGAGGAGAACUUUCUUCGUAAUAACUUGGAGGAGGAUGAAAAUUGUGAUGAUGAUUCUAAGGCAAAACUAUCCAUCACUACAUGUGAUGAAAACAUUGAAGCAAACUCCAAGGAGGAGCAUAGUUCUGAAUCUGAAGGGUCUGUCUUCACUGGUGACGGGUCAGAGCACGGCCGCUCCUAUGAGAAACUGGUGGAGGAAUAUACAAAGGAAGAUAAUACCGAAUCUUGAGAUCACAAAGCCUUCAACUGUAUGAAGCCCAAACAUCUUCCAGGUUCUCUUGUAUUCAAAUAGCAAUUGUUUGAAUGGAUAUCAGAAGUCCCAUUGAACUUUUAGGGGUGUGAUAAUGACUUUUAAGCAAAGAUCAAAUUUCUAUGAAAUGUUGUGUUUAUAGAUGAGUGUUCCUAUCAACCUUUGUACAAUCUUCUGUGAAUAUGGAUAACAACGUGACAUGUAACUCAUGAGUAUUUAACAAAUACACUAUUCGUGCCUUUUUAUGUAGUCUGAGAAACUAAAUGCCUCGUUUAUUGUCCGAACAAGAACUAUUUACCCUGAGGUCUGGUAAAAAACAGGAAUGUGGAAAUGUAUUGGAUUCCCCGUAGAUUCUGCUGUGCCUAUCCACCAUAUUGGUGUUUCAUAAUAUUUAUUCAAAUGAAGGACAUGGUAGCUUUUAUCCAACAGCUGCUGGGUUUAUAUGUUUUCCAUUGCACAAUUCCACCUAAUGAGGACAGUUUAAAGUCUAUCCGUGCAGACUUUCUUUUUAAAACCUGAGCCAAACAUUUGUCCUUACAGAAAAUGAAGGGGGUUAAGGACAAAUGCUCCUCCUUGUCACUUGUGUUUUGUGAAGUCCUUGUUGCUUUCUGUUCAUUUAUUACUGUGAACCAUAGCAUUGUGACACGCACUAGGGGUUAACAGUGAUGCAAUGCACCCUGUCUGGAACUAACUCUAACUUUUUAUAUUUUGUAUCAACAAGGGAAGCAUUUAUGGCAAAUGUGAAUACCCUGCCAAGAGACACUCUAAAUGAUACUUCGUCUCCCUUUAUUUUAUUACCGCUGUAAAAGAACAAUCCCCUUUGGAAAUGAUCCUCCCAGUGUCACGUGAUGCUCAGCCUUGUAGAUUACCCUCCAAUUGCUUCCGUGAACACAAACUCUUAUUGUUGCUUUGCGUUGACGUGGCAAUCCGUGGUGUCUGCCGUCUCUCCCGCCGGUGCAAAGUGGGAACGCAACCGUUCCAGCAACAACGUUGUUUUAUUUGUUGCCCCUUUUUAUCACGGUUUUGCUUUAUUUUAUUUCUCAUGUAAAGACGGACCAACAUGAGUGUUUGGUCGGCCGCAAACACAGUUCAUGCUCAUGUUUGCCUUUGGGGGCUCGCACUUAUGAAAAGGUUAAACCAAGGUUGACCUGUAAGCGAUCAAUGCUCUGACGUGUGUUUCAUCAGGAGACAUGGAGCCCGAGGUAUCGGUGCUCAUAACUAUCGUUUUGUAUUUCUAUCUUGUUAAAUGUGUACACAAAAUCUUGAAACUCCAGGUUCCAACAUUUAGUCCAUUGCUUUUCCCAGUCUGACUUUAGAAAGGUUCCUUACUGCUCACCAGCUGCCUUUUGCACACAUUGACUUGCACACAAAAACAGGUACAGUGGAUAUCGAGAUUGCGAUGUCACUCUAUGCGACACUUUGUAUUUUAACUGCUCGUGGAUAAUAUAAAUCAAAGUAUGGUCCAUCAUUUUGACCAUAUUUCAAAGAGGCCUUGAAUCCAAACUCAUUAAAACCCAUUGCUCCAAAAUGUUUCUUUAAGUUGCUCCAUUGUGUAGAACUCCAGUAAAGGUUUUUUUUCUAUGUUUGAUUUUAAAUUAUUAAGUUAUUCAUGUUUGAAAAGGUUUGCAUGUGAAUUCCAAACAAACCUAUAUAUUUCAUGUUAAUAAACAUUUAA